This is a messenger RNA of Babjeviella inositovora NRRL Y-12698, 2684 nucleotides long. RefSeq names its product nitrogen permease regulating protein (gene NPR2). Gene Ontology annotation, molecular function: GTPase activator activity. The record is from RefSeq and is a predicted model, not a curated record. The transcript has a single exon. Lineage: Eukaryota; Fungi; Ascomycota; Pichiomycetes; Serinales. Gene Ontology annotation, biological process: positive regulation of autophagy; negative regulation of TORC1 signaling. Bases 375 to 2213 code for a protein of 612 amino acids. Gene Ontology annotation, cellular component: GATOR1 complex; vacuolar membrane.
GAAUAGUCAAGAAGUGGGGAAACUUGAUAUUUCUUGGUCAGCCCAUUCAAUAACCACCGAAAAAUGAGCAGUAACGAUGGUACGUACCAGCCCUGAAACCCGUCCAUUAUCAAUAUUAACGUUUAGGCUUUGUUCCCAUCAUCGCAAUCUUCUACGCAGUGUUCCACCCGACAGAAGGGACGAAGAUUGUCCACCAGGUACCAGCCAAUACCGUCAGCACCUCCAAAAACGACUCAGGGCCCGCGCUCUUUGCAUUUGACACUGUGAAGAACUACGUGAUCCCCAAACCCCAGUUGUGCAACCGCCUCGUCACCUUCAAGGUCAACCAGUAUAAAAUUGCGGGGUUUCCAAUUACCAUCUAUUCGGACAAAUACAUGCGUAACUCGUUCAACUUCAACUUCUGCUUUGUGUUUCCGUAUGAGUCCGAUUCUUUACCCUACGAAAGCUCGAUCCGGAAAAUUGGUGAGAUGUUUGCGGCAUUGGAAGAACAGUCGAAUAUUCUCUCGCGAAACGAGCCCGAUGUAUUCUAUCGGAUCCCUGAGACCAUCAUAAACCCCCGGAAGGGCAGCCAGACGAGUGUGACAAGCGUCGAUCCGCCGACGUCCGGCCUGAAGGCGGCUGCUGUGAAUCCCGCGUCAUCCAGUUUUAUAUUCUCCCAGGAGUUCAAGGGUCGGUUUGAGCAGUUGGUUGCGUGCGAGGAGGAACAGGACGAGCAGCAGCUCCAGCAGGCCAAGACCGACUACCUCACGAACAUUCCCCAGAGCGAACGGCGCCAGACCAAGAAGCUCAACCUUGAGUCGCUCAUCCAGCAGAUACACCAGGACUUGAACAGCUAUUCAGAGUGUUUGAUUCCGUUGGAUGAGUCUAACUCUAUCGACAUCAAACUCUUUCCCAUCUUUCCGCCGCCCCCCUUGAUCAAAUCUUCAGAUGUGCCUGUUUCCACAGUAAAGCUUAAGUCGCUUGUGGACUUCAACUGGGAUCCCACAAUGGUGAAGAUCUUCCCGUUCAUAGAUGGCGUCAACUCCGUCAACCGCAUCAGCCAGUUGGCGGAUGCAGAUGUCAAGAUGACCAAAAUCUGCAUCCAACACCUAAUGUACUACAAGUGCAUCGUGAUUCUCGACAUUUUUCAGUUUGCCAACAUCUACGCCCCCACCAGCAGAAUUGCUGACUUCUUGUACGACGACAUGGCCGACGAGUGCCAGGACUAUGUGGUGAAGCCGUACGUGGAAUCACGCAACAACACGCCGCUAAACACCCCUGGCGUCACUGAGGGGCCCCAGUUGGAAGCUGCAGUACAUAUAUCGAACCCAACCGCCUUGGUUGCUAGCACAUGGACGCAGAGCCAGAUUCGCUCGGGAAGUCCUCAACACUCCCGCAUCUCCACGUAUCUCAAUAUGAGCUCGGCCAGCCCCGGAAAGUCCAACGCAAAAGAGUCCAGUAGCAAGCUUGAGGCUACUGCUAACAAACCCUUAGUGUUACCCUCAAAGUCAAGCUUGUUCUUCCUCUACCGGUCACUCCACCAGGGCUCCACGGUGCGCGACUGGUACGCCGCCAACGUUAGCCUCCUCACCCACAUCGACAUCAGGCGGUUUAUCACCUUUGGGGUCACCAAGGGUAUUAUCUACCGUGUAAGAGCGUAUCCCAUCGCAGAGGAUGCGUUUAACAACAUUGAGAUUGGCGAGAGUGCGGAAAUACUGGACGAUAGACGAUUUUCCGUCAGUCUUAUGCGGGGGUAUACCGACAAGGAUAUCGGAACGACUAAUCCGCUGCUGGGUGCCUUCGAACUGACCAGUGGAAGAAAGGGCAGGGACACAGGUAGCAACGAGUUUUUGCUCAAGACUGACAAGUACGAGAACGGGAGGUUUAAGAUUGAGAAGCGGAAGAUUAGUUUUACGUCCGCCAAUAAACCGGUUCUCACACUGCAAAUCAAGGUUUCCGGCGAGCACGAAGUGUUUGACACCGAUUCAGACGUCAGUGGAAGCGAUGAGGAGACAGUUGGGUAUCCAGAAUUGAGGAACUACACUCGCACCACUGGGGCUCGGGCCAGAAUCCAGACUAAGGCAUUGACCCCAAACCCUGAAAAAACAAAGGUGAUGCGACUUUUAAGAAGCUUUGAAGAUUUCGACACUAUCUGCACGGAGUUAGGGAGAUCACGGGGGGAGGUCGAGACGCUCAUUCGGAAUUUUGGCAGUGUCAGCAUUGUAAAUAGCUAGGGUGACGGAAAAUGGAAUUAGUGGAAAUUAAGCUUCUCAGGGGAGGUAUAGACGUAAAUAGUUGGCUCUUGCCAUGUACGCAAUACAUCGACAGGGAUGAGAUUGUUUGUCAACUGGAAAUUGGAGGUACUCAAAGUGUCUGUACUGGUACACGAGUCACUAAUUAAGAAUAUUACUCCCAGCCGGCCUCUAUGACACAGGCAUAACAUCACCAGGGAAUACCCAUCAACAAUUCAGCACUGUUGAAACAUACUGCUGGCGUACUUUUCUGUGUGAUCUCGGCCAGAUGGAUACGGCACCCAAUACCGUGUUUCUUUUUGAAGCUAUGCCUCGCGGUUUACAGAUCAAACAGUUUGAUAUCAGACUUAUUAACUCUUAAGCUACUAUCCUCUGGUGCGAAGUACUCCGACAGAAAUUUAGCCUACUUGUUAUGACACACAACUUAAUCAACUUAUACCCUAUGGAAAGUUC